AGCCUAAGGUUGUAGCCUGAACUCUAAGGCCCCAUAUAUGCCUGUGCGAUGCUAAUGUGGAUUACUCUUCCUCAGAAAGCGGCUGCUAGAUGGGACGCAGCCUUGAGGACCAUUCUGAAGCUUGCAUGGGAGACCACACAUCAACAAUACAUUAGGGAUCUAGCUAUCGGGGCAUCUAAAACCGAAGCCAAGCGCUCCAUAUUAUAACCACACUAUUGUCUAUUUUAAAGCAGAAAUACGUAGAUUAAAACAACAACCACUAUAAAAUAGGUGGUUCCACAGUAGAUUUUGGAAGAUGUCGGUCAGCAUCCCUUCUAACUCAGUGCCCAGUAGUGCCAGUCGCUUUCAGGUCCAUGUCAUAAACGAGGGCCAUGGCAGUGCGGCAGCCGUGAGCGACAGUGCAGACCCCCCACAUUAUGAAGAGACCUCUUUCGGGGACGAAGCCCAAAACAGACUGAGAAUCAGCUUUAGGCCUGGGAAUCAGGAGUGCUAUGACAAUUUUCUCCAAACUGGAGAGACUGCCAAAACAGACACCACGUUUCACGCCUACGACUCUCACACAAACACAUACUACCUACAAACCUUUGGCCACAACACCAUGGAUGCCGUCCCCAAGAUUGAAUACUACCGCAACACAGGCAGCGUGAGCGGGCCCAAGGUCAACCGGCCCAGCCUGCUGGAGAUCCACGAGCAGCUGGCUAAGAAUGUGACUGUGGCCCCUGGUUCAGCUGACAGGGUUGCUAAUGGAGAUGGGAUGCCAGGAGAUGAGCAAGCAGAAAACAAGGAAGAAGACAUGACUGGAGUUGUGAAGUUUGGAUGGGUGAAAGGUGUGCUGGUGCGAUGCAUGCUGAACAUCUGGGGAGUCAUGCUCUUCAUUCGCCUCUCCUGGAUUGUAGGAGAAGCGGGAAUUGGUCUUGGAGUUCUUAUAAUUCUUCUUUCCACCAUGGUAACCUCUAUCACUGGGUUGUCAACUUCUGCAAUAGCAACAAACGGGUUUGUUCGUGGAGGUCUGGGCGUCAUCAUCAUUGGCCUGAGCGUAGUUGUGACAACACUCACAGGUAUUUCUAUGUCGGCUAUUUGCACAAACGGAGUGGUGCGAGGAGGUGGAGCCUACUACCUGAUUUCCCGGAGCUUAGGGCCUGAGUUCGGUGGGUCAAUAGGCUUGAUCUUUGCUUUUGCCAAUGCAGUGGCUGUCGCUAUGUAUGUGGUGGGAUUCGCGGAGACUGUUGUGGAUCUUCUUAAGGAGAGCGAUUCAAUGAUGGUGGAUCCAACCAAUGACAUCCGCAUAAUCGGUUCAAUCACCGUGGUGAUUCUUCUAGGAAUCUCAGUAGCUGGGAUGGAGUGGGAAGCAAAGGCUCAAGUGAUUCUCCUGGUCAUUCUUCUCAUUGCCAUUGCAAACUUCUUCAUUGGAACUGUCAUCCCAUCCAACAAUGAGAAGAAAUCCAGAGGCUUCUUCAACUACCAAGCAUCUAUAUUUGCGGAAAACUUUGGGCCAAGCUUCACAAAGGGGGAAGGCUUCUUCUCGGUCUUUGCCAUCUUUUUCCCAGCUGCUACUGGGAUUCUUGCUGGUGCCAACAUCUCUGGAGACCUGGAGGAUCCCCAGGAUGCCAUCCCCAGAGGGACCAUGCUGGCCAUCUUCAUCACCACCGUGGCCUACAUAGGUGUUGCUAUUUGCGUAGCCGCCUGUGUGGUCCGAGAUGCCACUGGCAGUAUGAAUGACACCAUCGUUUCCGGGAUGAAUUGCAAUGGCUCUGCAGCCUGUGGGUUGGGCUACGACUUCUCAAGAUGUCAACACGAGCCGUGUCAGUAUGGGCUGAUGAACAAUUUCCAGGUCAUGAGCAUGGUGUCCGGGUUCGGCCCCCUCAUCACUGCAGGGAUCUUUUCGGCAACACUGUCUUCCGCCCUGGCCUCCCUUGUCAGUGCGCCCAAAGUAUUCCAGGCUCUGUGCAAGGACAACAUCUUCAAAGGACUGCAGUUCUUCGCAAAGGGCUAUGGGAAAAACAACGAGCCCCUGAGAGGGUACUUCCUCACUUUUGUGAUAGCCAUGGCAUUCAUUCUCAUCGCCGAGCUGAAUGUCAUUGCCCCCAUCAUCUCCAACUUCUUCCUGGCCUCAUAUGCGCUUAUUAAUUUCUCCUGUUUCCAUGCCUCGUAUGCCAAAUCUCCAGGAUGGAGGCCUGCAUAUGGGAUUUACAACAUGUGGGUAUCUCUUUUUGGAGCGAUUUUGUGCUGUGCAGUCAUGUUUGUCAUCAACUGGUGGGCAGCUGUCAUCACUUAUGUCAUUGAGUUAUUCCUCUAUAUCUAUGUGACUUAUAAGAAGCCAGAUGUGAACUGGGGCUCCUCCACACAGGCUCUGUCCUAUGUGAGUGCUUUAGACAACGCUCUGGAAUUAACCACAGUGGAAGACCAUGUGAAAAACUUCAGACCCCAGUGCAUUGUCUUAACAGGCGGACCCAUGACUAGACCCGCUCUCUUGGAUAUAACCCACGCCUUUACGAAGAAUAGUGGCCUCUGCAUCUGCUGCGAAGUCUUCGUGGGACCUCGCAAGCUGUGUGUUAAAGAGAUGAACAGCAGCAUGGCUAAAAAACAGGCCUGGCUUAUAAAGAACAAAAUCAAAGCUUUUUAUGCUGCAGUGGCUGCAGACUGCUUCAGGGACGGUGUCCGGAGCCUCCUUCAGGCCUCAGGCUUGGGGAGAAUGAAGCCAAACACUCUCGUGAUUGGAUACAAAAAGAACUGGAGGAAAGCUCCCUUGUCAGAGCUGGAGAACUACGUGGGAAUCAUACAUGACGCCUUUGACUUUGAGAUUGGCGUGGUCAUAGUCAGAAUCAGCCAAGGGUUUGACAUCUCUCCGGUUCUCCAGGUACAAGAUGAACUGGAGAGACUGGAACAGGAGAGAUUGGCUCUGGAGGCCGCAAUCAAAGACAACGAGUGUGAGGAGGGCAAGGGGGGCAUCCGGGGCUUGUUUAAGAAGGCCGGCAAGCUGAACAUUACCAAGCCAGCCCCAAAGAAAGACGGCAACAUCAGCAGCAUCCAGUCGAUGCACGUCGGGGAGUUCAAUCAGAAACUGGUGGAAGCCAGCGCUCAGUUUAAAAAGAAGCAGGGAAAAGGCACGAUUGAUGUUUGGUGGUUAUUUGAUGAUGGAGGGUUAACAUUGCUUAUCCCAUAUAUCUUGACUCUCAGAAAAAAAUGGAAAGAUUGUAAGUUAAGAAUCUAUGUUGGAGGAAAGAUCAACCGCAUUGAAGAGGAAAAAAUUUCAAUGGCUUCUCUUCUCAGCAAAUUUAGGAUAAAAUUUGCAGACAUCCAUAUAAUUGGAGACAUCAACAUUAAGCCAAACAAAGAGAGCUGGAAAGUCUUUGAAGAGAUGAUUGAACCUUAUCGGCUUCAUGAAAGCCACAAAGAUUUGACCACUGCUGAGAAAUUAAAAAGAGAAAGUCCAUGGAAAAUUACAGAUGCAGAACUGGAAGCAGUCAAGGAAAAGAGUUACCGCCAAGUUCGACUGAACGAGCUCUUACAGGAACACUCCAGAGCCGCCAACCUCAUCGUGUUGAGCCUUCCAGUGGCAAGAAAAGGAUCUAUUUCGGAUUUGUUGUACAUGGCGUGGUUAGAACUCCUAACCAAGAACCUCCCUCCUGUGUUACUGGUUAGAGGGAAUCACAAAAAUGUCCUAACAUUUUACUCUUAAAGCCGGAAGGAUGAGAAAUGUUGUGCCGUGGUGUCUGAAUAAUUCUGAAACACAUCUGGUUCUUUGUGUUUUAAAACCUCUUCUAUGAAUAUACAAACCUCUGGAGACUAACCUAACCGAUUCUACAUAAGUUUUGUCUUUUAAAAAAAAGUUAUUAUUAAUGGGAGUUUUUUUUCCCACUAGCUUAAAAAACAUCAAAAGCCAUGAGACUCCUAGAAAAACACUUUUCGCUUGUUGCUGGUAAAUAAGAAAUUAAUAAAAGCUGGCUGACAUGCUUACAGGAUAUGCUAAUCUAGCUGUGAGCUCCAGGCAAACUUUAUCUCGUUUCUGUAGAGUCUGACGCAUGGCCCUGGUGCAGGCCACAGGCCCACAGCGGGCUCUCCUUAAGUUCUUAUUGACAGGCUAGUAUGGUGAAGGCAGGUGGCUAUCAUAGGAAAAGACCUGCUGGGUCAGUGGCCUGAUUCUGCUUGGCCUCCUGAGAAGUUUGUGAAGAUUUAAAAAUCAAUAUCUGGAAACUCUAAGAAGGACUGGAGUCUACAAAGUGUUCAAAGCAGUUACCUAAAUAAGGUUUAUUUAGUGCAGCAGAUAAUAAGCUUACCCUCUGAUCACAUGUAGCUUACAUUUGCUGCUAGCUGGAGGUAUAUUAGGUAGGUGAGCAAGAGACCCAUGUUCCACUUAAAUGGAGUCUUAACAUACAAAUAUCUAUUGUCUUCCUGGCUAAAUAUUUUGGAAUUUCUACCUUAGUACUACUUUAUUUUUUUUUUCCUCUCUAAGUGGUUUGCAUAGAUGAAAUAAAAAUCGAUGAUCUCAUAGAAAAUUAAUCUCACAGGUUUCCAAUCCACUAUUAAAAAUGUAUCCAGAUCCUACAUUUAUUUACUUUCUAAAUAUAUAGGUAUUUAACCCGUGCUUUACAGAAUAACAAAGAUAUAAAUGGAGACACAUGUAAAAUUUUAAAAUACAGGUGUUGAUUUUUCUCCUUGUUAGUGUGUGUAGAAUAUUUAAUCACAGAAAAAUGCUUAGAUGAUAAAUGGCUUGUUUUGGGUUUUUGUCUUUUCUUGGCAUAUGUUGACUGGUUGGUGGAUGUUCAUGGGGGCAAAUUGACCUGAAAUAAAAUCACUACAUUUUGUUUGCUUUGGCAAA
Molecule: messenger RNA, 4819 nt
Organism: Mus caroli (Ryukyu mouse)
Lineage: Eukaryota; Metazoa; Chordata; Mammalia; Rodentia; Muridae
Gene: Slc12a1
Product: solute carrier family 12 member 1
Biological process (GO): sodium ion transmembrane transport; cell volume homeostasis; chloride transmembrane transport
Cellular component (GO): apical plasma membrane
Molecular function (GO): sodium:potassium:chloride symporter activity
Source: RefSeq, a predicted model, not a curated record